This is a messenger RNA of Cladophialophora bantiana CBS 173.52, 3405 nucleotides long. RefSeq lists its product as uncharacterized. The transcript has 3 exons. The record is from RefSeq and is a predicted model, not a curated record. NCBI's taxonomy places the organism in Eukaryota, Fungi, Ascomycota, Eurotiomycetes, Chaetothyriales, Herpotrichiellaceae. The coding region runs from base 1 to 3405 and encodes 1134 amino acids.
AUGGCUACCAAAGGCACAGCAGUCGGAUCAGUCUCUUGGAUAGCUGCCGAAAAGGAGAAUGCUCUGCACUUACUGCAGAGUGAGAAAGAAGAAGUCAUAUACCCAGCCCAGCACCAGCUCGAAUGGCUCAACGAGCAUAUGGCCGAGAUAUUCAACAAGAGCUGUCUUGAUGUUGCCAAUGUCUUCAAAACACCAGGAAAACUUCGAGGGAAAACUCCUCGCACUGCGAGGAAGCGAAACGCCCAAGAUGCACGAAUACCUUUGAGCGACGUCUUCUCGUCGAAACCUUUAAAACGCCAGAGUCCUCAGAGAAAAGCAAAUCAAACGAAACUACGCUUCGAAGUCACGAUCGAAACCGAUCAAAUACAACAACCCUUCAAAUCACAGACUGAUUCCGGCUACCAUACUGCCAGUCAGGACGACGUGGAUAUCAGCACACAUCCUCGCCCCACCAAUGUCCCAGAGGCAGCACAGAAAGAAUCUUCCGACAAUACGCAAACGAUAUCAGACCAUAACAUGAAUGAUGCAAUGGACGAGGGCCACCGCACUACCGAGGGAUCGUUCCAUUCAGCAAAAGAAGACCAAACAACAAAGAUAGCGGGUCCGGAGGUUGGGAUGACGGGGACCAGGCCACAGGUUGAAUCCCCGCAGACUAAACAGAGUGAUAUUUUUGACGCAGCAAACGAGCACCAAGUCGAUGUACACCCCGAGUUGGACGAUAUUGGCUCUCCUUCCGAUGAAUCAAGUCCUGACAGACCUUUGGUGAGGAAGAGCAGCCUGACAUUUGCUUCCUUGCCCGCACGGGAGCCAUUGAAAUCGAGUCUUGGCGCCAGAAUCUCACGAACAAGUCAUAUCGACCAAGUACAUCGAUCUCACUCAAGUGCAUAUGGGCUCCGGCCAACUGUUUCUUCCAGUCAAACCGCACAGCAUCCUGUCCGUGACGACGACGUGGAUGUUGCGAUGAGUAAUGCAGAUGAUGAUGAGAAUGAUGAGAAUGUGCAAAUUCUGGGGCAUUAUAAUUCUGAGAGCGAGAAUCAAGUCACCAAAGAUCACUCUAAAUUUUCGACGCAGAGGCUGCAUGAGAAAAUUGACAUGCUUGGAAAAUUCCCUCCUCCACGACUCUCCAAGUCGAUUCCUUCAGCUAUUGUGCUGCCCGACCUAAGGCAACAGGACAAACAGCGUCACGAACCCCGAUCUGGGAACCAGAUACAGAUCGUGACUGAUGACGACGAUGACUGGAUCAAACCACUGGCCACUCCAGAUGCUGCCGGAUCAUCUCCUCUGAAGACUGCAAAUGCCACUCAAUCAGAUAGCGAGGAGGAAUAUGACCUUCGGGCUCCCGAAUUAAUCGCACACGACGAGCGGAUGAGAACUCCCGUAUGCAUGUCACCGGGUCCUGGUAAAAUGAUGCCCGGUUAUGGGCACACUAAGUCUGCUUCGACUGCCACUCUGGCUUCUCCUGCAAAGGCAUCCAUGGCACCGCCGGCAAGCCCUGCGAAAUCCAUAUCAGUGUCCAAUCCGGCUCAAACAAUAACAAGCCCACAAGGCUCCCCGAGGCGAUACCUCGAUCUUAGCGCUUCCAAGUCCAAGUUGCAAUCUAUCAUGAAGACCGCUAAGGGUCUAUUUACUAGCAGCGCAAGUGUGUCGGCCGCGGCUAAGUUGGAAACCUUGUCCCCCCAUGCUCUUAAGGUCGCUUCAAAUGCAAUGCCUGGAAUGUAUCCGAAUCUCAACGCACUGAUCGAAGACAAGCCUUUACCUGCAAACCCCCCAAAAGAGCCAAGGAAGACCCGCAGUUCCACAGAAAGAGAAAAAGAAGAGAAACGAAAGGAAAAAGAGGCUCAGCUGAAGCAACGAAUGGAUGAUCAGCUGGAGAAGGCGCGAGAGGAAGAGAGGAAGAAAGUUGCAGAGCAAAAGCUCGCACGCGGACAGAUGGCUAAAAAGGACUUCGAGCAGCCCCCACCUUUAAGCCCGAAGCAUCAAGCUGAUGAAGAAACGACCGAACUGGCAGCAAGACCAACUCGACCAAUAAGAUUGGGAAGAGAGCAUCCGGUCAACAAGGCUAAGCCUGCACCAGUAUCAAUACGUGUCGGAACGCUCUCUCAAAGAGUGCCGGUCAAUCCUUCGCAAGCUGCGUCGAAUGCCCAGGAAACUCUGGCUGCGGAGCCCAAACGCCCAGGCCUAAAUAAAAAAGCUAGCAAUGCCUCCUUGCAGUCAACGACAUCGGCAACCGUGAAGUCUUCAGUCCAUCCGCCUCCAAAGCCAAGAGCUUUGCUUGCAGCGGAACGCAAGAAAGAGCAGGAUGAACGAGAGGCCCAGAGAAAGCUGGAACAGAAACGAGAAUUAGAACGUAAGCGAGCAGCUCAGCAGGAAGAGGCACGGAGACAGGAACAGAGGCAGCGUGCAGAAGCCGAGAAACGUGAACGAGAGCGAGUGGCGGCAGAACAAGCGAAGCGACAAGCUCAGCAGCAAGCUAUUGAACGCAAACGUCAAGAGACAGCUCGAAAAGCAGAGCAGCAACGGUUGGAUCGUGUGGCCAAUGAAGCAGCCCAGGCUGCCCAGGUUCGACCUCCCUCGCGUCUUGGUGGUCAAACUACAGGCCGUUCAGUACUCAAUCAUCCCUUACCUACCAAUCCCGCAAAGCCUGCGAAGCGACCACUGGAGGAAGAACAGGGCAUUAUUCGUCCUCAGAACUCAAAAUAUGGAAUUCUUACGUCUCAAGGCGACACCAAGAGACGGAAGACUGAGGAAGAAAGCGUGAUUGAGCCCGUUCCACGCCCAGUUGUCUCCGGUGCCCCAAUCCGGCAGUCACAACUUGGGAAGAAGCCAUCGAUCUUUAGCCACGGCACAUACACGCAAGCGCAAUCCUCGACGCAUGUGAGCCAAUUCCCCCAACCUCCUAGCCGAACUGCCCCCCCACAGAUGCAACAAUAUGCUACUGGCGGAAAGAUUCCCUUCGCGGAUGCCCCCAACCCGCCAGCGCACACGAAGACCCCCGUGUCGCUCAUGCAGCAGAAGACGAUACAGACAGUCAAGUCUUCGCCACAGUAUCCGAAUGGAGAGGCCAUUCAUCUCCCGGAGAUCCCAACCGAUUCGGAGGAUGAAGAUUCAGACGAUGAGGGUAAUGCAUUCCCAAUCCCUGACUGGGCCACACCGGGCCAUCUCACGGAACAACUCAUCCGGCAGGAGGGGAUGGAUGGGGAUGCAGUUUUUGGACCUAUUGCACCAUUGAAAAUAGAAGAGAUAUUCUCUAAGGGCAACAAAGAUAGACUGAAGCGUCUCAGAGACCGGACGAGCAGCGCGAAUUGGGCACUUAGCGGCGAUGGGCUGACGCUUGAAGAGGUGAGGGCGGAUCGAGAGCAACGAGAGAGGAUGAGGCUAGAGGGUGGCUGGAGGUAUGGCAAUUAA